Molecule: messenger RNA, 2787 nt
Organism: Austrofundulus limnaeus
Lineage: Eukaryota; Metazoa; Chordata; Actinopteri; Cyprinodontiformes; Rivulidae
Gene: insc
Product: INSC spindle orientation adaptor protein
Exons: 13
Coding region: 576-2219 (547 amino acids)
Biological process (GO): asymmetric cell division; regulation of asymmetric cell division; establishment of mitotic spindle orientation
Cellular component (GO): apical cortex
Molecular function (GO): cytoskeletal adaptor activity; protein binding
Source: RefSeq, a predicted model, not a curated record
CGUUCCUGCCACAUCUGGAAGCCAGCUUCUCGUGUAUUUAUGCGGACGGUUUUGUUUCGUUUUUACUUUUUUUUCCCCCGAAGCAUUAUUUAAAAGUCCUUUACCUUGUCUUGUUGGCAGUUUCUCUCCAUCUGAUGAGAUCUGCAAUUACAUCUCACCAUAACAGGUCACUCUGCAAUUACAUGCUCCGCCACAGAAUCAUACCCCCUCCUCUCGACUUCACCGCUGCUCAUAUGGCAGACCGAAAUAGAAUAGUUUCAUGUCUGUUUGGAUGGCGGCCCGGCCAAAACUAUGCUCGACUGUUUGACUGACAGUGGGAUGUGGACUUUUUCCUCCUUAAGUAAAACCUAUAAGGCCAGUUGCGCUCAGACUCGGAGCAGUCUCACUCCAGUAGGGUUUGGUGGUGGUUGCACCAGCUGGGGCUCUAAAUGAGAAGACAGGGCUAAAUAGAAACCUGUGAAUGAAAGUGAGCAGAGGGCCAAAGACGAGAACCACGAGCUCUAACGAUGAACCCGAAUGGAGAUACUUUACUCUGCUGUCGCUAACGAAGAGAAUGGAUACUGAGCUGAAGUAAGAUGGCCUCGGAAAGAACGCCAACGCCGCCGAGCAGCUCCCGACAGAGCAGCUCGCUGUCGUCAUCGCCGAUGAGUGCCCGCAUGCAGAUGCAGUCUCUCCAGGUGGACUCGGUCCAGCGCUGGAUGGAGGACCUUCGCCACAUGACAGAGGUGGAGUGCAUGUGUGUCCUCCAGGCCAAACCUAUCGGGGUGGAGGAGGACACCCAGCAGGGCGAGCUGAUAGUGACCUCUGGGAUCGGGGCGGGGGACCACGUGGCCCGGAACAACCUGCAGACGCUCCUGCGCCGUGCGCUGGUCGUCAGCACAGAGCUGGGGAAGAUGUUCCAGCGGCUGGAGAAGGGGCGCUGGCAGAGGGUCCACAGCACGGCUGUACGUGCAAACUGCCACGUGCGCUCACUCAUUCAUGAGUACAGCGCUGCUAGGAGCACACCGCCUGAGAUGCAGAAGUAUGAGAAAUCCCUGCUAGAAAAGUGUUUGGAGCUGACCAAUAUUACAGAGAGGUGCCUUCACACUGAUGAUGAAUUCUUCCUUAAAUCCAUGAGGGAGGCGAUCCAUGAAAUCCUCACAGAUGUCAGUGAUUCGUUCAGCAACAUGAUUGACAUGGCGCUGGCCAAUGAGAUCCGGGUCCUGAUCAAACAGAUUGAGUCAUCCGACAGUGUUCAUACCAUAGGCAGUGCCAUUAGCAACCUGCUGUCCCUGACCCAGGAUGGACCUCAGCUCUGCAGCAUCAUUGCCAAGGAAGGUGCUGUGGUGGCCCUGUUUAAGAUCUGCCGACAGGACCGCUUCAGAGACCUCUAUGCUCACGCUCUCAGAACCGUGGCCUCCAUCUGCUGUGUGGAGGAAGGCAUCACCCAACUGGACAAGGUGGACGGGAUCCUGUGCCUGGCAGACAUCCUGACCGAUGACGGCAGCGUGGAGGCGGCCCGAGCCGAGGCAGCGGCUGUCGUGGCCCAGAUCACUUCCCCUCACCACACGUCCACUCAGCAUCUCGCCAGCUUCCUGGAGAGCAUGCACGACAUCGUCACCGCUCUCAUCAAGCUGUGUGAGAGCGCCUCCUGUGGUGAAGUAUUCCUCCUGGCCUCUGCAGCCUUGGCCAAUAUCACUUUCUUUGACAGCAUGGCCUGUGAGAUUCUGCUCCAGCUGAACGCCAUCCACAUCCUGUUGCAGGCCUGCAAAGACCGCCAGAGAGUGGACACACCCUACUCCAAAGACCAGGUGGUGACGAUUUUGGCCAACCUCUCUGUCUUAGAGCUGUGUGCUCCUGAAGUCCUACAAGAACAAGGAAUAGAGAGGUUGCUCCUGCUGCUGGGGGAAAAACCAUCCUCCCCGAACCCAUCGGAGGGCGCUGCCUGUGAGCGAGUCCAGCAGAAAGCUGCCGUCACUCUGGCCCGCCUGAGCAGAGACCCUGAUGUGGCUCAAACUGCCAUCCAGCUCAAAGCUGUUCCUCGUCUCAUUGAACUGUGUCGCUCCCCCACUGAGAGAAAUAACAGUGACUCUGUCCUGGUUGCCUGCCUGGCUGCUCUGAGGAGGCUGGCAGCGGGCUGUCCCGACAGCAUCGAGGCCGCCGACCACCAGCAGCUGAUCAAACCGCGGCUGGUCGAUUCUUUCCUGCUGUGCUCCAACAUGGAGGAGAGCUUCGUCUGAUAACCUGCACGCCCCAACACAGAGAGACAAAAUUGACUUACAGUUCUGCAGUACUGAAAUUUGUUUCCUGACAUGUCUUCUGCUUUAUGUCCUGAGAGGAUUUCCCAGUUUUUAUUUUGAAUAUGACUAAGCACAAUACAAAUCCAUAGUUUCAGAACCAAAGGAGGUUUUUUUAUAACUGUGUUCAAUAUUUAUGUAAUUAUUUUAUAGGCAUAGUUAUUUUUUGCUUACUGUGCAAUUUUGUGUUACUGAUAAAAUUCCAAGGCUUUAAACACUGUGUAACACCCUGACAGAAUUGGUCAUUACGAAAACCAAAGGUCAAUUUUGACACGUCUAAUUAGUACUUUGUGUACUUCGAGUUUACAUUAACUUUUCAAUAACUACAGUACCAUGAAGUAGUCAUCUAGGGAAAAAAAAACAUUACGUUGCGUUAUUUCCAAUCGUACUUGCUAGCAAUUGCAAAUAUUAGAAUUUCUACAGAAAAAAAAUCUCAAUUAAAAAAGCUUUUUAUUUAAAAAGAGUUACUAUUAUUGUAUGUAAUGUAUGCAAAAUAAAGGCUUUAAUCCAA